Messenger RNA from Anisakis simplex (herring worm), 2565 nucleotides. The record is from the annotation of a GenBank genome assembly. Lineage: Eukaryota; Metazoa; Nematoda; Chromadorea; Rhabditida; Anisakidae.
AUGCACUGUUCACCGCCAGAUGCCGAUCCAAAAGUUGAGUUGUUUUGGCUGAAAGACGGUCACGAAAUCGAGAAGCGGACAGAUUCGAAUAUAAUAAUCGCCAAUGAUGGAUCUUUGAUCAUAUCGGCUGCUCGUUUGACUGAUUCUGGAAAUUACACGUGUGAGGCACGGAAUAUAGCCAACAAGCGUAUCACCGAUCCAGCGCUAAUCACUGUUUACGCUUCGGGAUUAUCAUAUCGUUUUUUUAAGAUGGAAGCUGCUGAAUUGAAGGAUCAGCUGGUAUUGAAUAAUUUUUGCAUUUCGACUCAAUUUGAAAGCAUUUCAGUUGAUGGUCAAUGGGCCGAUUGGUCAAACUGGAGUGGAUCGUGUAGGGUCGAUUGUGCGAUGCUUAAAAUUGAGUUGGAGCGUCGGAAAGGUGAUCGAUCAAAAAUUGAUGAAUUGUGGCCGAGAGUGAUCAGGAGGAGAACGUGUAAUAAUCCUGCGCCAAUCAACGGUGGUGCACCGUGCGUUGGUCAAGAAGAAGAGUUGAAACUUUGUGAAACUGACUGUGUCGUCGAUGGACACUGGACGCAAUGGUCUGCAUGGUCACAGUGCAGUGAAACGUGCUAUAAAUUUCGAACACGUGAAUGUGAUGCUCCAAAGCCGUCGAAUGGCGGUCAACUGUGUUUGGGUCGUGAUUUGGACACACAUAAUUGCACUCGAGGACAGGGCUAUUGUAUGAAUGAAGCAGCAGCUUCGAAUACACCUGCUCUAAUAGGCACUAACUUCGAGGCGCAAUUAGCUGUAUACGCUGGUCUGGGGAGCGUCAUCUUGUUACUGCUAAUAAUAUUCGCGUUGAUGUUAUUGCUGUUGUGCAAGUGGAAACGGUGUUGUGGAACAACGAAACAGAAUGAAAUUUAUUUCGCUGAAAAUAGCGGUGAGAAAAUUCCUGAUUCUAAUUGCUUCAGCCAUGUGCGUACUGUAUUACUGCAACAACAGCAACGAUUGCUUGGUGAAUCCGGCGAAUGUUUCAAAGUGGUGCCGAAUGGAAAUGAGUUUUACACGUUGACAACGAGCGCUUCACCAGCCCAUGCCAUCAUACACCCUUCUUCGUUGACGUUGAGAUCGGCGAAGUCAACCAAAUCCACACACAGUGGAUAUUCAACAACAAAGCGCAUAGCAGGUUCACGUACAGCUUUAAUCACGGAAUGUUCAUCGUCGUCGAAUUCAUCAAAUGAAAAAACACGAACUCGAACCAAUUCGCAUGCAUCAGAUGAUAACUAUGCAACGCUCUAUGAUUGUGUUGGUGAUGCCAGUGAGCGGUACGGCUCUAUUGAGAUCAACAACAUGCCUCAUGCAAUACUGCCAGCUUAUGUGGAUAAAAUUGGAGCGCGACUCGAGCUCAAGAAGAAUGGUGCAUCAUUGACGAUACCUGAAGAGACGUUCUCUACUCAACAGAUGAUUUACUUAGCAGUUUCAGAUGAUCUCAGUGACCGACCAAAACUCUCAAGUGGUGAAACAAUCCUGAGCAGUACAAUAAUGACUGGUUUGUGUGAGGGUGGAGAAGAGAACGUAAUCCAUCGACCUUUUAUCCUAUCAUUCCGACAUUGUGCAAGUGUAUUUCCGAAGGAUAAUUGGAUUCUGAUGUUGUACAUGAAAGCGAAUAAAUCAUCAAUAUGGCAAAUGGUUGUUCGAAUUGGAGAUGAGAACAUCAACACUCCCGUAUAUUGUCAAGUUGAAUUGCAGAAGUGUCAUGUGAUGUGUGAGCAGUUCGGUAAGUUUGUUCUUGUUGGAAGGCCACGAAAAGCGAAUUCGUUGGCUGCGAAACGAGUUCGUUUAGCGGCAUUUGGACCGUUGCAUAGGAUAUCGAAUGAUACGUCAAUUCGAGUGUAUUGUAUACCAGAAACUGAUGUAGCACUUCAAAAUAUCUUAACACAAGAAGAGAAUACCGGCGCUUUAUUGGCCCAGUGCGAGAAUUUCCUAUUGCGAGAACGAGGCGCUUUGUGCGUUUGUCUUGAAGACGUUUCAACUACGGGUAUUGUUACAAAGCGAUCUUCAACGCAAUAUGUGGAAAUACCGGAUGCGCAUCAUCAAUGGUGUUCACAAAAUGGUUUACAUUGUAGUCUGAAUGUGGAUAUACCUGAGGAUUUAAUUGAGACAUUAUCUGGUCGUAUUGUGAUCUAUCAGAAGAAUAAUGCCGAUGCUAGACAAAUUUUGCAUUUCGAUAUGCAACACAGCAUGACGUAUGGUGAAUUAGAUGAUGAAGCGUCAGCAGCCACGAAAUUUUUGCUCGAUUCAAGGACCAGGUGGAAGUUAGCCGAAAUAUUAGAUCUACCAACUGAUCCGGAGAAAGACUGGAGGGGACUGGCGAAAAAACUGAAUCUGAAUAGAUAUAUCCAAUAUUUCGCAACACGUCCAGGCCUAUCGCCAACCUCACUGGUGCUUGACCUGUGGGAGUCUGUUGAAGCUGGCUCAAAGCGAGCCGUUCUGGAUCUUUUGCAAACGGUGCGAGUGAUGGGACGGCCGGAUGCUGUUGCCGUUCUCGAGAAAUAUCUUUCAAAUUUUACUUUUAUCUCAUCCUCGUGA